Molecule: messenger RNA, 329 nt
Organism: Racocetra fulgida
Lineage: Eukaryota; Fungi; Glomeromycota; Glomeromycetes; Diversisporales; Gigasporaceae
Source: the annotation of a GenBank genome assembly
AUACUUAUCAACAUAAAACUUGCAAUACUUGUCGUUACAAUUCUUCUUUGCAAUACAAACAGUCCAAUAAACCUAAUACUGAAACUAAUUCUUUAACGGCAAAAGAAAUGUCAAGACUGUUGUAUGAAAAAAUUUUAGCUGCAAAUAUAAAUGAAUAUUUAAAAAAUGAUUCAAUGGGCAUUGAUUUUGAAUGUGAGCUUUUAAUUGACACUAUGGAUAGUGAUUCAAAAACAUUAUCAAAAAAAAUUGUUGAACUAAUAGGCGAGAGUGUGGAUAUUAUUACAUCUAUAGAAAUUCUUAUAAUUCAAAAAAAUCAUCUAAUAUUUUAA